Mercurialis annua (annual mercury) is the source of this 1596-nucleotide messenger RNA. RefSeq names its product cytochrome P450 87A3-like. Lineage: Eukaryota; Viridiplantae; Streptophyta; Magnoliopsida; Malpighiales; Euphorbiaceae. The coding region runs from base 57 to 1475 and encodes 472 amino acids. The record is from RefSeq and is a predicted model, not a curated record. Gene Ontology annotation, biological process: sterol metabolic process. Gene Ontology annotation, molecular function: monooxygenase activity; iron ion binding; oxidoreductase activity, acting on paired donors, with incorporation or reduction of molecular oxygen. The transcript has 9 exons.
AGAAUCUUAGUUGCAAUAACUCAAUCCAUUAUUGCAAAAAAGGAGAAGAAAAAGUCAUGAGUUUUGUAGCAAUAGUAGCCGUAAGCUUAUUGGUAUGCAUUGCCCAUUGGGUUUACAGCUGGUGGAGGAGCCAAAGGAUCAAUGGAAAACUGCCACCUGGUUCGAUGGGUUUCCCGUUCAUCGGAGAAACCAUUCAAUUCUUCACUCCCUACACCACAAGAGACAUUCCUCCCUUCAUCAAAAAGAGAAUGGAUAGGUACGGUUCUCUAUUUAGAACGAGUAUUGUUGGUUACCAAAUUAUAGUUUCGACGGAUCCUGAGGCGAACAAGUUCAUUUUCGAGCAAGAAGGGAAGUCCUUCAUCUCUUGGUAUAUGGACAGCUUCGGCAAUAUUGUUGGAAAAGAUAAUUUUCUUUUCAUGUAUGGCGACUUACAUAAGUAUAUAAGGAACUUGACAUUAUCUUUACUUGGUGUUCAAAGCCUUAGAGAAAAAUUUCUUUCAGAAAUGGAAGAUUUAACUAGCAAACAAUUGGAACUCUGGUCCAGCCAGCAAAGUGUGGACUUGAAAGAAGCCCUUUCAACGAUGAUAUUUAAUUUUACUAGCAAAAAGCUGUUUGGUUCUGGAGAAAAAAACAUAGGAAAGUUGAAAGAAUCUUAUGUUGCUUUUCUGGAUGGGUUGAUCUCCUUUCCACUGUACAUACCUGGAACUGCUUACUGGAAAUGCAUACAGGGACGCAAGGAAGCAAUGAAGCUUAUACAGAAAUUACUGGAUGAAAGGCGAAGAAACCCUAAUAGCCAAAAAAAAGAUUUUGUUGAUGUAAUUGUAGAAGAAUUAAGUAAAAAAGGAACAGUUCUAACAGAGACGACGGCUUUAAAUGUACUUUUUCUUCUUCCCUUUGCAUUUUUUGAGUCUACUUCCUCCGUUAUGGUAUUAGCCAUUGAAUACUUACUUGAAAACCCUGAAGCUCUCGAAGAAUUAACAAAAGAACAUGAAUCCAUCAUAAGCAGCCGAAAAAGAAAUGAAUUUGGAAUCACUUGGCAAGAAUUCAGGUCUAUGACUUUUACACAUAAGGUUAUAAAUGAAACAACAAGGCUUGCAAAUAUUGUCCCCGGAAUUUUUCGGAAGGCGCUAAAAGACGUAAAAUUAAAAGAAUAUACAAUUCCAGCAGGAUGGAUCGUUAUGGUUUGCCCGACCACAGUUCAUUUGAAUCCUAUAAAAUACAAUGAUCCGUGCACCUUCGAUCCAUGGCGAUGGAAGCCGGAAGAAUUGCACACGGGAUCAGAAAAUUUUAUGGUAUUUGGCGGAGGAUCGAGACUUUGUGCUGGAGCUGACUUUGUCAAAUUGCAAAUGGCAGUUUUUCUCCAUCAUCUGGUUACAAAAUACAGGUGGAAUUUGAUCAAGGGACAUUUUGUGAAGAAGCCAGGGCUGGUGUUUCCGAAUGGUUUCUAUGUUCAAUUCCUUAAGAGAAAUCUCUAAUCUUUCAGGACAGUCCUGAAAAAUGGCUCUAAAUUGAAAAUGUUUGUAUAUUGGUGUCGUAGAAAUUAAAACUUGUCAAAUAAUAUAAUAAAUAAAUAAAUUUGACAGUUUAUUCUAUCAA